Messenger RNA from Acipenser ruthenus (sterlet), 7174 nucleotides. Its product is annotated as protein 4.1-like. Lineage: Eukaryota; Metazoa; Chordata; Actinopteri; Acipenseriformes; Acipenseridae. The record is from RefSeq and is a predicted model, not a curated record. Bases 283 to 3747 code for a protein of 1154 amino acids. Gene Ontology annotation, biological process: cortical actin cytoskeleton organization. Gene Ontology annotation, molecular function: actin binding; structural molecule activity. Gene Ontology annotation, cellular component: plasma membrane; cytoskeleton. The transcript has 26 exons.
AGUCCCCUCUCUUCUGAUUGGUAGACGCACGGGCUUCUGCGAUCUCCAUUGGCCAUUUCGUGUAACAAAAAGUUCGCCUCUUUCAUAUGGAGCCCCGCCUUUUUACUAGAAUCUUGAGACACCAGUUAAAAAAAAUAACAAAAAAAAAAAAAAAAAAAAAAAACACCCACAUGGUUUAUAUUAUUGCAUCCCUGGUCUAUGAAUGAAACACGGGCAAGUUGACAUCCUCCUAAGGAUUACUUUUCGCCAUUGGGUUUAAAAGGACAAAAAAACAGUUUCAACAUGACGACAGAAGCCUGUUCGGUAGGCGAGGCGGAGAGCCAGCAGAAGCCCAGUGAACCCGAGGCAGAGCAGCGGCCCCCACCAGCCCAGGAACCCGUCGUCUUGGCGCCCCAGGAAAGCGCAGGACCGGGGGACAGCUCGAAGGAGGGGCAGGACAAGCCCAGCGAGACCCCCAGCUCUCCCGCGGAGGAGCAGCUGAAACCCCGGAGCCGAUCGUCUGCCGGCCGCGGACUCUCGCGCCUCUUCUCCUCCUUCCUGAAGCGCCGCUCGCAGUGCUCGGAGGGAGAGGGGGCGGUGCCAGACAACACAGGGGGCGGAGACAAGGACAAGGAGGCGGGGCCCGAGGUCCAGGAAGAGGAAGUGCUGCUGAAAGCUCCCAUCGCUGAUCCGGAACCCGAACUGAGAACCGAGGGGGACCCUGCUCUUGACCUCCACUCACUGAGCAGCGUCGAGACACAGCCAGCGCAGGAGGACCAGGACACAGAGGAGGAAGAGGAGGAAGAAAAACAGGCAGGACCCAAGACAGAGGGAGGCAAGGAAGGAGGUGACUCGGAGAGUAAACCCACUGAGGAGUCCAAACCUGCCCCAAAGCCGCCCCGCAAACCCAGAGCCAUGCGCUACAAAGUCUCCCUGCUGGACGAAGAGGUCUACGAGUGCGAGUUGGACAAACAUGCAAAGGGCCAGGAGUUGUUCUCGAAGGUCUGUGAUCAUCUCAACCUCCUGGAGAAAGACUACUACGGACUGGCGAUCUGGGAGUCAUCUACAGUGAAGACAUGGCUGGACCUUACGAAGGAGAUCAGGAAGCAGGUGCAAGAAGUUCCCUGCAGCUUGACAUUCAAUGUCAAAUUUUACCCCCCUGAUCCUACCCAGCUCACAGAGGACAUCACAAGGUACUACCUGUGUUUGCAGCUGCGGAAGGACAUUGCGUCGGGACGACUGCCCUGCUCCUUCGUCACGCUGGCCCUCCUGGGCUCCUACACGGUGCAGUCAGAGCUGGGAGAGUACGACCCCGACCUGCACGGCACGGACUACCUGAGCCAGGUGCGGCUCGCCCCCAACCAGACCAAGGAGCUGGAGGAGAAGGUGAUGGCGCUCCAUCGCACAUACAGGUCCAUGACUCCAGCCGAGGCAGACCAGCAGUUUCUGGAGAACGCCAAGAAGCUGUCCAUGUACGGGCUGGACCUCCAUCAGGCCAAGGAUUUGGAGGGCGUGGAAAUCAUGCUAGGGGUGUGUUCCAGCGGGCUUCACGUCUACAAGGACAAGCUCCGAAUCAACCGCUUCUCCUGGCCCAAGGUCCUGAAGAUCUCCUACAAGAGAAGCAGCUUCUUCAUCAAGAUCCGGCCCUCUGAGCAAGAGCAAUACGAGAGCACCAUCGGGUUCAAGCUGCCCAAUUACAGAGCCUCAAAGAAGCUGUGGAAGGUCUGUGUGGAGCACCACACGUUUUUCAGGCUCACCUCUACAGAAGCCACCACCCCACGGAGGUUCCUGGCUUUGGGCUCCAAGUUCCGGUACAGCGGACGGACCCAAGCCCAGACCCGCCAGGCCAGCUCUAUGAUCGACAGGCCGGCCCCUCUGUUCCAGCGCACUGCCAGUAAGCGUGCUUCUCGGAGCCUCGAUGGAGCGAGGGGUAAGUCUGCCCAGUCUGAUUUGAAGCCGGUAGCGGAGAGGAAGGCGGAGGAUUGGUUUAUACUGCUGGACCCUACCCAUUCAGAACCCGCCCUCGAGGGCUCAGUUGGGGGUGAGUCCCACCCACCUCAGCCAAUAGGAGCAGAGAAGAAGGAGGAAGAUGAUUGGUUUGUGCUGCUGGACCCCUCCCGUUCAGAACCCUCCCCUCGGCCCCCAGUGGAGGGUAAGUCUGCCCAGUCUGAUUUGAAGCCGGUAGCGGAGAGGAAGGAGGAAGGUGAUUGGCUUGUGUUGCUGGACUCCGCCCACUCAGAACCCGCCCCUCAGCCCCCAGCGGAGGGUAAGGCUCCCUAUCCUGAGCCAAUAGCAGCAAAGAAGGCGGAAGUGGAGGAGGAUGAUUGGUUUGUGCUGUUGGACCCCACUCGUUCAGAACCCGCCCCUAAACCCCCAGCGAUGGUGGUGACCCCUGAUAAAAGCCCUCGCCCCGUCAGCGCCCCAGUCAUCUCCCAGGCACCACCGGGAGAGGCCAGAGCUCAGGCGCCCGUCACGGCCAAGCAGGACCAGCGGGAGGUCACGAUAGCGGUCACACAGGAGGAGAGGAAAGUAGAGGUCAAGCCCGAGGUCAAACCAGCUGAGCUGCCCUCCAGACCAGAGCCAGUGCAAGUCAAGAUGCGGAGAGAAGCGAGAGAAGCCCCGACAGUCACAGCCACAAACGGGGACAAAUCUCAGCGCCCCCCGGUGGCUGACGAGGAGCUGGUGCGAAUGCGGAAGAAAAGAGCUAAGAAAAUUGAGGGUGAAACUAUUUAUAUCAGACAUAGCAAUUUAAUGUUGGAGGAUCUGGACAAGACGCAGGAUGAGGUCAUGCGUCACCAAGCCAGCAUCAGCGAGCUGAAGAGGAACUUCAUGGAGUCUGUCCCAGAGCCGCGGCCCAGCGAAUGGGACAAGCGGCUCUCUACCCACUCCCCCUUCCGCACCCUCAACAUCAACGGACAGGUGCAGCCGGGGCCCGAUGGGCAUGUGAGUGAAAGUACUAAGAAAGAGGAGGUAGAGUGUGGGGAGGAAACGGCUCUUGAGGAAAAUCGGGGGGUUGCAGCUCCAGCAGGCUCCUCUUCCUCAGAGACCAGUGAGGAGGAGGAGGAGGAGGAGGAGGAGGAGGAGGAGGAGGAACACGAGGCUGGCUCCUUUCUCCACAGCAAGGAAGAGCUGUGCUGGCAAGCUGGUCCAGAAGCCAGCCUGGAAGCACAGGCACCUCAAGCCUCAGCAGUGCUUGAGGCCGUACCUCCAGACCGCUCUGUCGCAGAGGAGAAGCCUGUAGAUGACCGAGCGGAGAGCAGGCAGGCAGAAAAGGAGCCGCCUUUAGAGGUUACAGGAGAUUAUUCCACCUCCUCCCCAGAGUGCCAGAGAACCCCUUACCUCAUUCGCUGUUUCCAGCCUCCCCUGGUGAAGACCCAGACUGUCACCAUCUCCGAUGUCGCCAACUCGGUCAAGAGCGAGAUCUCCACCAAGGAGGUGCCCAUCGUCCACACCGAAACCAAGACCAUCACCUACGAAUCGGCACAGGCAGAAGCCAGCGGUGCAGAUAACGAUGUGGGAGUUCUUCUGAGUGCGCAGACCAUCACUUCUGAAACUGUGAGCACCACCACCACCACCCAGAUCACCAAGACGGUGAAGGGAGGGAUCUCGGAGACACGGAUUGAGAAGAGGAUUGUCAUCACUGGGGAUGCAGACAUUGACCAUGACCAGGCUCUCGCCCAGGCAAUUAAAGAGGCGAAGGAGCAGCACCCGGACAUGUCCGUCACCAAGGUGGUGGUGCACCAGGAGACAGAGGUCGCUGAGGAGUAGAGCCAGCCGGCCGGUCGGCCAGGCCUGAGGGGAGGGAAACAGAAGAACACCAAGAACAUGUGCAAGUAGACUCCCCUCCUUUAUUUCCUCGCUCUUGAACCUGAAUCAAACCAGCAAGUCUUAACGAACCUGAACUGGGACCAGAGGGGUGGAGAGAGCUCUCCUGGAUUUCAAGCCGCCUCUUUUUAAACUCUUUGUGAUGUCUGAAGAGCUCCCUUUGUUUUACAAAGAUGUGGAGUCUAGAUUUGCGGACGGACUACGCAUCAGGAAUGGAGGGUGUGAGCUACGUUUUGUACAGGGAGUGUCGCUUCAAAACAUACUCAUCUCAAGCAGAUUAAAAACCAAGCAAUGACUCUCCUACAAACUUCUGUUAAAAUCUUCCUACCCCCCCACACCAGGGAGGACUGUUUCUACUGAGCAUGCUCAGGAUUACAUCACAGCAGGGGGAGGGGUUGGUUUUCAUUAUUAGCUUAUAGCUGUAGUUGAUUGGUUUAGCUAAGCUGGAAGUUUGUAGGGUGUAGGGAUUUACCGCUGAUCGACCGCUCCGCAGAUCUGAAGGAAAAUGUUUUGCAUUGAAAACGGAUCAUUCUGGCACAUUCCCCUUUUUAAAGUAGGAAAAUCUUUCUGUAGCUUUUAGUGUUUGUUACACAGGUCCCUAAGAGAGCCACACAGUCCUGUGUUUCUGGUUUUUUGCCUCUAAUUAGAAUUUCUAGUGAGCUGCUUUGCUCCUAGCCAAUCACGGGAGACCAGGAGUGUUUUUUAAUUGAAAUCUUUAUACAGCUUUUUUUAAUUACAUGAACCAAACUCAUUUUUAUCUAAUUGUGAAGUUACUAGAUGUUGUUUUUUUUUUAAAGAUUAUUAAGCAUCACUUUUAGUAGGUGAGGGAACCGGAUAGGAAUUGUCUUCUACUGCUGUUUCUUGUGUGUGCGUGUGCAUUUUAGAAAAUAAAGCUUUUUAAUAUAUAGUCUUGAGUUUUCUAUAAGGUAUAAAGGAAUUGCAGAGUGUGGCGUUGCAAUGCUGCUGUAGCUUCAAGAGUUUUUAUACUGUGAAUUUCAGGGCUCUCCUGCUUCUCUUGUCUCUGAUUGUGUAAUAAAGGGAAAGCACAUCACGCUAGACUGGAAGAGUAGACUGUACUGGCUAUCGGAGCAAAGGGGCUCUCUGAGACAAUAGGCAUUAAAUAGGUAUGACAACAUAUCCUGGGCAGGAAAGAGUUAAGGAAAGAAAAUAUUUCUAAUUUGUAUUUUCAGUGUUUCUUCUUGGAAAACCAUAAGCAAUCAUCAUCCCUAAGCUUUUACUUUCCAGUCUACCAGUGUAUACUCUUCCUUUUUAAAUUAAGAAGCAUUCCUGUAGAUGGGAUAUUUUAAAUGUUUACUCUGUUUUAAUCAGUAUGCUUUCUAUAGUGUUCUCUACAAAGUGUUUUUUCUUUUUUCUUUUACCGAGGCUUGUUGAACUGUUUCUUAAAACCUGCACAUUGGGAAUGGAGGAGAACUUGGUACACGACUGUGAUCUGAAUAGUCUGUACGUUCAGAAUGGAUUUGAAUGGCCCCAGCAAAUACAAUACAACACAAUUAAACCAGACGCACUUAGUUGUGAAAUCUAUAUGAGCUGAAGAUUCAUUGUGGUAUAUUCUUGGAAACCAGCAUAUUUGAAUACAAUACACUGCAGUACUGGGGAUCUGUGAGCCAGCAAAUGUAAUCCAGUUUACUGACUAGCUUACCCAUUAUGAAUCAUUCAUACAUUCCAUACAGGUGUGCUGUUCUCUUCCACCCCCCCCCCUACAGUGAAUGUAAUCUGAAAUAGCUUGUAACAAAAAGCUUAAAUACAGCUUUUAUCCAAACUGCACACAUGGAAACCUGUUCGGAUGUUAAAUGUUAUAAAACGUUUACCAGUGGCUAGCAGUUCUACUGGAAGCCAGCAGGUGGCACUAUUUGACCAGGUGUCUGUUCCUUCUGUAAUCUCACCAAGUCAGAUGAAUUGAGGAUGAUUCACAACUGCUAGUGGUUUUAUUGUCUUUUUGUCUGUCUCAAUUCCAGUGGUGAUGUUGGUGCACCUUGGAUGAAACAGUUCUAAAAACAUAAAACUAUUUUUGAACUUUCGAGGAAGCCCAUUUUCUCCAAGAUUGGCUCCGAUGUGAUUAUUGAUUAGUGGUGGGGUUGGAUCAUUUAAAUGUCUUCUCGUUAUUAAGUCUGUGCUCCAGCGUCCUUGAUGAGUUUUGAAGAGCGAGAGCAGCAGUAGCAAUCUAGCUGGAGUCCUGAAUCCUAGCUUGGGUCGCCCUGAAUCCUAGCUCGGGUCGCCCUGAAUGCUAGCUCGCGUUGCCCUGAAUCCUAGCUCGCAUCGUAUCUGGCUCAGGGACAUUUCAACAGCGUGACUCAGCUCAUCGCAUCGCUGGAAAAUGAUUAACAACUCGAUUUGCAUGAGCUGAAAUCUGUGUGACAGUUUGCUUUCCAAAGAAACUGUUUCUUGCUGCGCCGUAUGUAAGCCAGUGACUGUUUUAAUUUAUUCUGUAGUUUUAGCACUUGUAGAACUCUGAGAGUUGCAGUUAAGCAAUACACAAACCUAGUGAUGCUUUGCUGUUUUGAAAUCCAGGCUGCCGUUUUUCAUUGAAUUGAAGUGGAGUUCAUAGCUGUUGCAAUUCUCGUUUGUGGAACAAUGACCUUUCGAUUGUGGGGCACUCUGUUAGGGGCUUUGCAUCAUCAGGAUCUAAAGUUGCAAGAUGCAGCCAAUUUUGAACCCAGGUUGAAAUGUUACAGGCUUUAACCAUUUCAACAGCUGACAAGGCCGCACGCAGCAUCUCUUUCUCUAAGACUGUUUCAUCAGUGGGGCAGAUUGGUUACAAACCACACCUGCAGCAUCACAGCUAUCCAAGACUUGUCAGCCAAACUUUUUUUUUAAUGUGCUAAUUAAUUUAAGUUUUAUAAAUUUAAACAAAACCGAUCAAAGCAACUAUUGUUUGCCUCUGUCUAAUCUCGACCCUCACAUUAAUCAGUUCACUAGAUGUUCCCUUCUCACCGCAGGAUCUACCCAAACAGUGAAGGAUCUUUUAUUUUGUAAAGCUUUUUAAAUACCGAUGGCUUGUAUAGAAUUCGGUGGAUACUUUUUUCUGUAGAUCUGUUAUGUGAUAUAUAUUACACACACACACACACACAAGACAAACAAAUAUAGGAACAUUCUGAUGCCAGAUUCUUUGCAUGUCUUUUAUAGGACCUUUCAAACUGUAGCGGGGGAAAAAAUGAGAACUCGAUUUCUUUAGUGUCUUUUGAUCUUUAUAGUACACGCAAUAAGAAACAAGUUUAAUAGUUGUUAAAUAGGCACUAGACGUGUUGAGACUUUGCUACAUGUGUUUUUUUUGUUGUUUUUUUUCCAAAAAACUUUGAAGAUGCCUGAUACAUGUUUUUGCUCCAGUAUUAAAAUGUAUCCUCGAAUCUUU